Micropterus dolomieu (smallmouth bass) is the source of this 3387-nucleotide messenger RNA. RefSeq names its product up-regulator of cell proliferation-like. The coding region runs from base 178 to 2733 and encodes 851 amino acids. The record is from RefSeq and is a predicted model, not a curated record. Lineage: Eukaryota; Metazoa; Chordata; Actinopteri; Centrarchiformes; Centrarchidae. The transcript has 5 exons.
CCUCACUGGUCCGGGGAAGUACAGUGCUUCAUCUACAGAACAUAAUUUAGUUACCAUUGCAUAGGCUACAGCCUAGAGAAGAGCUGGAUGCAAGAAUGCAAAUGAGAACAUCCUCUUCAAAGGGAGAAGCUGUUUGAAUAAUCUGGAGCAAUUGUCGGGUGAUUGAGUGUACCCACCAUGCAGGACAUCAGUGAUAAAGAGUCAGCAGAAGACACUCCAUCAACACCAUGGCCUGGCAGCAAAGGUGACUGUCAACAGACUGACGAUUCAAGUGGUAAAGAGACACAACUGGAGAGCUUAUUGGAGGAUCUGGGGUUGGAGCACCACUACACAGAGAAGCUGUCCCUGGGCACAGUACUUCAGAUUGAAGAGAGGACCAUUACUGAUGAACCUGCCAAGUGUAUUUCAGAUCUUCCAUGGUACUUUCUAAAGAAACUGAUGAUGGUUAAUGUGACAGCUAGAAAUGUGAAAUGUACAUCAGAAUGUGAAUCAACCUGUGAGGAUGCUUCAGGAAAUACAGAGUUAGAUCUUGAUGAUCUGUUUGAUAGUCUACAUUCAGGUGACGUGCUAAACCCCCUUGACAUAAUCACUGCUCUCUUUCUGUGUUCUGACGGUUUUGUACGGCAGGAAAUGGCACUCAAAAUGUCUAUGUGUCAGUUUUCUGUGCCUCUGCUGCUUCCUAAUUGUGACACAAAGCAGUGCACACUCAUGCUUUGGGCCAUGAGAGACAUUGUUAAAAAGUACAGACCUCAGAAACUGUUAGAGUCCAAGGGUUUUAUUGAAGAAAGGAUUGUUGUCUCUGAACUUCCAAUGAUAUCAUUUGUGAGACUGGGUGAGUGCUCUUUAUCCAAGUCUGAGACCCUCAAUAAGCUUCUCAGCAAUUCUCAGCAGUACCAUGACACCUUUAUUCACCAUAACAUGGAGUGUGGGGACAGUUCAAGGAGAAUAUCCAAUGGAUUGACUGAAGUUACUUGGUACCUUCCUUGUGGGAACAAAAACAUGGACAUUUUCAGUGAGCCAGUAGCUGUAGCUAACCUUCGUGGGGACAUUGCUUCAUUUGAAACACAAUUUUCUUUUUUGUGUCAGACAUCUGCAGCAGUGUUUGUGUUCUUUGACAAUUUGGACUCUGAGUGCGAGCUGCUUACCAACCAACACCACAAGGCACAGAUCUUCUUAGUGGGCAACCACCAAAGACAGAGCUUCAGUUUAGAUGCUCUAAAAAAGGUAGCAAACAAGUUGGGCUUGACUAAAAGCAACAUCCUUUUGAAGGCUAAGCACAUGAAUGAUGCAGACUUUAUCAAACUUCUGCAGAAAACAAUCAGCAAUGUAGUUGAGAACACAAAGAUGAAGAUGGGGAUUGAGCAGAUGGCUGACAUUGCCCAUGAAUUAGGUAUCUUGGUGGAUGAGGACUGUGCAGAGUGCCAGACUGCCAAGAAAAAUGCAGAUGCCAUCACUGCAGAAAUUCAAGACACCCUUAAAUACAAAGAAGCUCAGCUUCCCUUGCAGGGCCAAAUAUGGAAGGAACUGACUGUCUUAGAGAAGGAAGAAUUUCGCCUUCGAAAAGUUGGGUCUGAAAACAUAGAAAAGUACAAAAGUGAUCUUCAGAUACAGAAAAGAAAACUUCGGGUACAACAGAACUCUUGUGACAUGUCAAACGCUAUGACAUGUUUCAUCAAUGCAAUAUCAAGUCCAGGGAUAGAGAGGAGCUAUUUCCUGAAAUGGAUGCGAAUGAACCUCGAUAACCUGUCUCGAGAAAAACUGUCUGGCCUCCGGGAGCUGUACAAAAAGAAAUGUGAAAAUUCUGAGAACAAAGAGGAGAUCUUCAGCACACGAAUGUUCUUCCAGUAUUCAGUUUUACUGGAUUUGCUCUCAAAGGAUGACUUUGAAAACUAUAAGAGCUACAUUUGCUCAUAUGAAGAUCAUGUAAAGAAAUGGACACACAAACAAAUAGAGGAACACUUUUCAAAGGGUGAUAAAGUUUUUGAGUUUGAGGAUCGACAUGUUCUGUCAAGUAUCAACAGCAUAAAUGAUGCUAUCAACAAAGCUAAAACAGAAAAGAGUGGUAACGUGAAGACAUUUGUUGAAGAUGUCUGUCAAGAACUUGGUGAUAAACUGGUCAUUUCCCAGGAUGCUCUUGGUGCUUUCAUGAUCCUGAACAAUGCCGACCAGGAACAGUUUGCUCACUGGCUCACUGAGUGUGUGAAGGACAUGGCACAGGCUCUUAGAGAGAAGUUUAAAACAGAAACCAUCCAAAUAAAACUGGAAAAUCUUCUUGUGAAGCCCCAGAGCGAGCUUUUCUCUAAAGUUAUUGGAUGUGGGAAACAGUGUCCAUUCUGCAAAGCUCCUUGUGACGCAGGAGCAAGUAAACAUGGUGAGCACUUUGCUCAACUACAUCGGCCAGAGGGUCUGGGUAGAUUCAGGUGGGAUGGGACAGAAAAACUAGUCACUGACAUAUGCUCGUCCUUGGUGAACAGUGAUAUGCGUUUUCGCUGUAAUGGUACAAAAGGUGAAUAUCACCCUUACAAGAACUACAGAGAAAUUUUCCCAGACUGGAUAAUCCAGUCAGAUGUAAGUUUAGAGGCGUCAGACUACUGGAAAUAUGUACUGGCAAAGUUCAACAAGGAGUUUGCUAAAGCAUAUAAUGCAGAGCCUGCUGAUAUUCCUGAAACUUGGAAAACAAUCACACGUAAGCAAGCAGAAGCGAGCCUCAAAGAGUCGUUUAACAUCAAGUGAGAGAAGACAUGCUUUGUGAUUACAGAGGUGCACGUUACUCAUUACAUUCAUCCUCUCACGGAUAUUUUGAUCUCACUUGUUUUAUAUGACAAGAAGAAAAUUACAAGUAGUAACAUGCUGUAUAUAAUAUGACAUGGUUGAAGAUAUUAUCAGUAUUCCACAUAUUUUAUCAGUGACUUACAAGAAAUACAGAAAAUAUCAACUCCAAUUAGUCCUCUCCCUAAACUGAUAUCACAUUAAACAUGUUAAACAAAAAUAAUCUGCUUUACCUCUGUGUAAAUGUUGAUGAGGACAUUUUAAAAUACUUUUUCAUACUCUUAAUCAAUGUAGGGGUGCAUGUUAUAAACAUACUAAAUGUUUCCAAUUUGAUUAAAUCUGAGUUUGAAUUUAUCAAUUUUGUGUGACAGAUGAAGUCAUCAUAUUUUUUUCAUUUUUCUUUUACCAAGUAUGAUCUGAUAUGUAAUCUUUCAUUUUGUGAAAUAUCUAAUGUCACAUAUUUACAUAAUUCUUUUUUAAAUCGAUCUUUGUGUGGUUCUGUCAUAAUAUGAUUUGAGAUUGUUUACUUGGAAUUAAUUAAAAUGAAAUAUUUAACAUUUAUUAUGGAUCAUACAUUCCAUAUGUGGUGUUGUCAACAUGUACACAUUACUUCCUUGU